Myzus persicae (green peach aphid) is the source of this 1799-nucleotide messenger RNA. RefSeq names its product TOMM20-like protein 1. Gene Ontology annotation, biological process: protein targeting; protein import into mitochondrial matrix; tRNA import into mitochondrion. Gene Ontology annotation, molecular function: transmembrane protein transporter activity. The transcript has a single exon. Lineage: Eukaryota; Metazoa; Arthropoda; Insecta; Hemiptera; Aphididae. Gene Ontology annotation, cellular component: mitochondrial outer membrane translocase complex; mitochondrial outer membrane. The record is from RefSeq and is a predicted model, not a curated record. Bases 784 to 1251 code for a protein of 155 amino acids.
AUAAAAACUGAAAAUGUCAUAUGCCUAUAAAUAGCUGAACAUGAGUCAAAAUAUUUUUAAAGUUUUGGGGUGCUUUAAAAAUGCUUACAUUCAGUGAAAAUUGCAUGUGUCUACCUUAAUUUUUUUAGAGGUUCACCAAAAACUAAAAUCGAUCUUGUCGAAAACUGAUUUUGCGUAAAAAUGUCCGUUCUCCCUUAAUUUUUUUUUGUUCUUCCCCCGAAAUUUUGUCAUGUUGACCUCUCGAAUGCUCGAAAAAGAUUCACUUUCCUAUCAGAAAAUAAAUUAAAAUUGAAUAUCGAAUCAUUAUUUCGACUACCUAAUUAUCAAGUACACAGAAAAAAACACAUCAUUCUAAAAGCAACACAUUUUUUGCCCUCCUCAGUAUCUGAAAUUGCAAAAACAUGGACUUAAAAAUUCAAAAUUUAAAUUCAUAUUUACAUGAAACACAUUUAAAACUUACUUCGUAAUAAAUUGGAACAAUAGAAGAAAAGUAGAAAAUACAAUAACAUCUGUGUUCUAAUUAAUAUAAUAUAUUUUGUAUGAUGUUGGCUGCACUUUUUUUUUGUUGAUGUGGGUAGCAACUUUGUGUAAAUGUAUAUUUUUUCUCGUAAAAGUCUCUUUUUCGGACGAGUGACGAAUUUUUGGUUUUUCGUGUGAUUUGGUACAUCAGCAGCGGCGCGGUGGCUUAUUUACAAACUGCCGAGUGAACUACACUCCACAUCGAGGAACAUCCGGUAGUUCGUCGCUCGUUUGGAUUUGGAUGUCCACUCGUGGACGUUCACUAUGAUAAUACCUGUCUCGAAGAUCACCAUCGGGGCUGUCUUGUCCGGUGUCGUGGGCUUGUGCUUCCUAAGCUACUUCGUCUUCUUAGGCCCUGAACGCCGCAGUGACAAGGUAACCAAAAUGAACCGGCUCAAGAAACGACUGGCGACUAAGGAUGGCGAAACUACUAAAAUGGCGGUGCUCGUCCAAGAGUUGCACCCAGGAUUAAAACAAAUCCAGGCCGAUCAGAAAAUCUUUGAACAAGAUGUGAAUAUGGGUGAGUUCUACUUGAUUCGCGGGAACGAGGAUCUUGGCGUCAAGCACCUAGUCAACGCGAUGAUGACAUGCCAGAAUCCCACCGUUCUAUACCAAGUGCUGCAAAAAAAACUGUCCAAACGCUUGUUUGAAAUGCUCACCAAGAAGCUGUCACCAGAGCAGCUAGAACUGUGGUCGUCUUCCAGCAAUCUGAAUUUGGGUGACGUCGAUUAGUGUUUUUUUAAUCGUCAAGUUAAUUUUAUAAUUAUAUACGCAUAUGUUUUUAUUAAUUAUUUAUUUAUUUGAUUCUGUACUUAUAUAACUAUAUGAGGUGUCAAAUUUAUACUAAAUAGUAUAGCGAGACAGUGUAUUAGAUAUUAAGACAUUUAAAAGUGUACAAUUACAAAAACAUAAGAUAGAAUACAUUAAAUUAGUGAAGUAAUUAUUAAAAAAUAGAAUAAUAAGGUGGCCGGGACACUAAAAUAAAUUAAAAGCUAGUGGAGCAUUCUGUGUAUGAGGUUCAAUGAAACAUAAAAAAGCGGGUAAGUGGAUGUCACUCUACUGUGUAGUAGCCAGUAGGUUACAAGUGGGUCCCUAUAAUUUAUGUUGUUAAAUUUGAAUUCAAUAAUAUAAAAUCAUUGUGCACGAAAAACGAUUCUGACCGAAGAGACGGUCUGUUGGCCUACUAUUAGUAUAUUUGUUGAUAUUAUUGUGAUUAAAGUAAUCAAUUUUACUAUUCGACACUAAUAAAAUAGUAGAAGGUUAAAUUCAUUUUUGCCUAA